AGGCGGUGUCACCUUGCUUUCAACCAUCCACCGAAUCAGCCAGCUCGACCUCAACGACGCCCGGACGCGCUUGGAGUCGACAGGAUAUCACUUCUAGACCACUGGGGACGCCGCUGUAGACGGGAAAUCGGGCAUGUCAACACACGCUUUGGCGCGCGAGGCGCAUCGACGCGGGUUCACCAUUAGUCACCAAAAAGUUGUCUUGGAGAUUGACUUUGGGGGGAUACUAUGGGGCUACACGGAGCUCACCAUCUAUCCCACGACCAAGGACCUGAAGACGAUUUACAUGCACUCGAGGCAAUGCACCAUCCAGAAAGUCACAGUCGGCGGCCACCAAGCGGAGUUCGUCCACAAUGAUUACAUCGCCAACAUUGCGCUCCAAGGAGAGAACUGCAACGAUCCUCAUCGGCACGCCGAGCUCAAGCGCAAGGUGUACUCUGCCUAUCAAGACAGCGACGAAGGCGAGCUGUCAAUUGCCAUUCCCAGCCAAGUUUCUCUUCGCGCCUCAAGCGCCUCGAUGCCCGGUACCCAGGGGACUACCACCGCCACACCUGAGCCGCACACCCCUGGGGGCGCCCACGCUCAAACCGCAACAGAAUUCGCCCCCAUCAUUAUCAACAUAGCCUACUCGCUUCGUAAUCCAGCGGACGGUUUCCAGUUCGUUCUGCCGUCCGACGCGCACCCAUACCGUGUUCCGCAUUGCUAUACCACCCCCUCUUCACCCGAUGCCGCUCGAUGCUGGGUUCCGUGCAUCGACAACAUGUGGGAGAAGUCCACUUGGGAGUUUGAGAUCGUAGUGCCACGGUACUUGGAGGAGGUAGAUCCAGACGAGGAGACUGGCGAGACCUCCGCGAGUCCAACAGUGGUUGUAUGCAGUGGUGAGCUAAUGGAACAGGUCGCCCACCCCCACAACUCGAACAAGGUCAUCUAUGUAUUCUCGCAGCCUGUCCCGACGUCUGCGCAGCACAUUGCUAUCGCCGCUGGGCCGUUCCACGUCAUGCCCAUUGCUCCCGAUGCGUCUGCAGACGAUGCCACCGGAAGCACCCAGACGCCCAUGCAUGCCUUCUGCCUUCCCGGGCACGAGGCAAUGCUGGCAGCGACCACAUCUUCUCUGCGCUCCGCCAUGAGCUUCUACUCCACGGAAUGCGGCUCCUAUCCGUUCGGCUCGUAUAAGGUCGUCUUCGUGGACGAGAUGCCAAAGCAGCGAUUUGACAGCGCCACAUUAUCUUUGAUCACGGUCGACUCCCUUCAUGGCGAAGACGCCAUCGAGCAGGCUUACGAAGCUCGUCAUGUCCUGGCGAUGGCGCUAGCCAGUCAGUGGAUCGGCGUCAACAUCCAGCCAAAGCAAUUCUGCGAUACCUGGCUGGUCAACGGUCUCGCGUUGUACAUCGCCGGCCUGUUUAUGAAGAAGCUACUCGGUACAAACGAAUAUCGCUUCCGGUUGAAGAAGGACAUGCAGCGCAUCCUACGAAUGGACACUGGCGCUCAAAAGCCGAUCUGCCAGCCUACGCACGUCGAACCUCCCGACGCCGCAGACCUCCCCUUCAUCAACCUCAAGGCUCCCGUCGUCCUUCACAUCCUUGACCGCAAGCUCGGCAAGUCGGGCACCUCACUCGGUCUGAGCCGUGUGCUCCCAAAGAUCUUCCUCGCUGCCAUGAGUGGGGAGAUUCAAGAGAACGCGCUCUCGACGAGCUACUUCUUGCGCGUAUGUCGGAAGGUCAGCGGGGUGGAUGUGCGCGGGUUUGCGGAGCAGUGGAUCUAUGGGAGCGGCUGCCCGUCGUUUGCCUUCCAGGCGACGUUCAACCGGAAGAAGAUGGCGGUGGAGAUCACGAUGCGGCAGGAGUGUCCUGCGUACAAGGCACACGAGGGGAACGCGUUUUCGAUGGAGCAGUUCAAGCCUGCACCAUUGUUCGAGGGGCAAAUGACGAUCCGAAUACACGAAGCGGAUGGCACGCCCUACGAGCACGUCCUCGACAUUCGCUCCAACUUCAAGCGCUACGACGUUCCAUUCAACACCAAGUACAAGCGUGUGCGGCGAAAUACGAAGCGCUACCUCGCUCGGCAAGCGGCUGCCCAAGCCGCAGCCGAGGGCGACGCGGACGCCGCCGAAGCCAUGGGGCUCAUCGACAUGGGCUUCGGGCUGGAGAUUUGGGAGAAGGAGGAUGAGCGCGAGAAUUGGAAGGUCGCGGACUGGACGGAGGAAGAGGAGCAGCAGAUGAGUGGCGCGACGUACGAGUGGAUCCGGAUGGACGCCGAUUUCGAGUGGAUUGCAUUCAUCUCGUUCGACCAGCCCGACUUCAUGUGGGUUAGUCAGUUGCAGAGGGACAGAGACGUUGUGGCGCAGCUGGAGGCGAUUUAUGCCCUUUCGAGGACACCGACGGCGAUUGUGUCGAGCACCCUGACCAGGACGGUGCUCGUAACCAACUACUUCUAUCGCAUUCGGUGCGAGGCGGCUCUGGCGCUUGUACACUGCGCUGUUAGGCGUACGGAAUUCUUGGGCUUGUUCCACCUUUUCAAGCUCUUCCUCCGUUACUGCUACGACACGGAGGACCCGAAGCAGGACUUGUUCAAGCACAGCUACGUGCCCAAGCCCAACGACUUCUCGGACAUUGCCGAAUACUUCGUGCGAAAGCACCUUGUCACGGCUAUCGCUCGGGUGCGGUUUGAGAAUGGGAAGACCCCGCCCGUUGUUCGCCAGUUCCUGAUCGACCAGCUCAAGUUCAACGACAAUACGACCAACGCGUACUCGGAUGCCUUCUACAUCUGCACGAUCAUCGACGGACUCGCGUGCGCAACCACGUCGACUGCGCCUCCGGAGCGCGGCGAGCUACUUCCCACGGAGGGUCGUGCGGAGCUCACCACGGAGGACGUCCACCUGCUCAAUGAGGCGAUGUCAGAGAUCGAACGGUACCAGGAAAUGGACAAGCUCAUUCCCUCACCGCACAACGUCGUAACCGUGGCGGUCAUCGAGUUCUAUACGGUCCUAAUGGUGGCGAACUACAUCCCAAGCCACCCGUACAGGUUCUUCUUUUACACGCGCGACGGCAAUUACACGCAAGUGCGCAUCGCCGCGUUUGACGCCCUGUUCUUGAUGAAGUGGUUCAACCCGGAGAUCAUGGAAUACCUCUUCUCGGUUAUGCUUUACGAUCCCUCCAGGGUGAUCCGGCGGCAUGUCGCGCGCAACUGUUGCACAAGCCUUGCGUUGCUCGUUCAGAUGGGCGACCUCAAGUCCGGUGCGAAGGAGGCUGAGCAGUUGCUCAUUGAAGAGGACGGCUCGAUGGCGCAGGAAAGGAUCAAGGAGGCGAGGAAGACCGAGAUGGACACCAUCUUCAAGAUUCUGAGGAAGGAUAGAGAAAUCGGCAAGAACGAGACGUUGCGGCAGUUCCUCAUCCCCCUCAUAAGCGCGCCGGAGUUGGACUAUGAAGUUCGGUGGACUCUCCUCAAGUUGGCGGAUCUCCUGAUCAGGCCUCAUGAGGAGAUCUUCCAAGAGAAGAUGCCGCAACUCAAGAUACACCUUCCGCCGACUCCUGUUGUUGAGACGCCCCCGCCUUCCUCGGCAUCAAUUAGGAUGAAGCCUCCUCGUCCGCCUGGCCGCUCCCAAGUUCCAGACAGCCCUGCUAUUUCCUCGACACCCAAGUUGAGGCUUGCGCCACCCGCUCCUCCUACCCCGCGCACCGCAAUGGAACCGCCCAAGCGUCCUCCCCCGCCUGCACGCCCCGCACCCGCACCCUCGCCAUCGGCACCGGCACCGGCCGCGAAGGCGUCGAAGCCUAAGCAUCAUAAGCCUGCUCCGCCUCCGCCACCACCAGCAGGUCGUCCGAACAGGCAGAAUGUGCGGCCCCAGAAGGCACAGACGAGCGGGAUGGACAUGAACGACUUGAUCAUGUGUCGAAACGCGUUGAAGAAGCUGAAGGUGCAUAAGCGCGCGAAAUUCUUCCUGAAGCCGGUCGACCCUGUGCGGGAUCUUGCGCCGAAGUAUAUCGACAUUAUCAAGAACCCGAUGGACCUUGCGACGAUGGAGAUCAAGCUCGAGCAAGGGCACUAUGCGGAUAGGAACGCAUUCCGCAAGGACUUCGAACUCAUGAUCAGCAACGCGAAGACAUUCAACCCUCCUGGGUCCUUGGUGCAUAUGGAGGCGAUCAACUUUGAGACUUUCUUUGAGAAGCACUGGGCAGCAAUGACCAGAACACUCGAAGGCAGAGCCCAGGAGGCCGCUAUGGCCAAUCUCCGUGCCGACCAGGCCCCUCCUACCCCUGUGCCCCGCCCAGUGGUUGCCGGUCCUCGUAGGAUAUCAGCGCCUCGUCCACUAUCUCCUGCACUCGCUGCCCCGGCGCCAGCCACGCCAGCAGAACCCAAACCUCGCCCAACCAUCAAGCUCAAACUUGGUGGCUCGAGCAAGCCCGCGGCUGAGACCCCUGUCAAGAAGCCCACCAAGGCGAAGGCGAAAGCUCGCGUCGCUCCAUCCGACGUUCCUACUGAUCCACCACCGCCGUACGAGGACGAUGGCACGGGCGACCUUCUGGAGGAGGUGCUCGCUGUCGAGCAGGAGCGCGAGCAACAACGGGAGCAAGAGAGGGAGCAGAGGCGAGAGCAGAAGCGCUCUGCACCUCCGGGCAAGCGGAAGAAGUCGCCGGAUGCGCUUGACGAGGAUGAGAUUUUGGAGUUGGCAUCGCCCGCGAAGAAGGAGCGACGUGCGCCGUCACCUGUGCCUGCUCCGGUAUCGACGCCUCGUCCGACCAUCAAGAUCAAGCGCGAGAAGCCUCCUGCACCAUCACCUCGUACCAUCUCUGCUCCACGCCAAGUGCAGGCAGCGCCUGUACACGCUCCCGCGCCGGCUCCAGCUCCAGCACUACCCCCUCCAGCCCCCGUCCCAGUCGCCACUCCCUCCCGUCCCACACCAGCACCCCCUGCCACCCUCGCCGUCGCAUCGCUCAAGGGCAAAGAGCGGCAAGUCUCUUCACAUCCUCCAUCACAUCCUCCUUCUCGUGCUCCGUCAAGAGCAGCCUCGCAUGCCACCGGGCCAGGUCCCUCUACCCCUAGUGGGCCGAGGACAACGGUGUAUGCGGCGACGCCUAUCAACGAGAAGAAAUGCCGCGAGGUGCUCAAGACGCUUUCCAAGUCGGAGUUCUACCCCAUCUUCGCCCAGCCCGUUGAUCCCAUACGCGAUGGUUGUCCUACGUACUACACGGAAAUCGAGCAUCCUAUGGACUUCUCGACGAUGGGCAAGAAGCUCACGGAGGGCAAGUACCAGACGAUGGAGGAUUUUCGCAAGGACGUCGAGCUCAUCUUCAAGAACUGCCGCAAGUUCAACCCGCCGUCGACGUUCCCGACGCAGUGCGCGGACAAUGUCGAGGCGCUGUUCAAGAAGGAGUGGGCGAAGGCGAUGGAGAAGAAGCUAUCGUACUCGGAGAAGCGAGGGUUGCAGUCUGUCUUGCGGGACCUGAAGACCCAUCCAUCAUACUUUAUCUUCGCCGAGCCUGUAGAUCCCGACCUGCUGGGCGUCCCGACCUACUACAACAUCAUCCCGAAGGAGAAGGCGCGCGAUCUGCGGACGAUCCAACAGAAGCUCGAAGCGGACAAGUACGAAACUGUGCAGGCGUUCGAGGCGGACUUGGAACUCAUGAUCCAGAACGCGCUCACGUUCAACGGGGAGACGUCCGAGGUCGGGCAGGCGACGUUGCGCAUGCGGGACGGCAUACGGUCGGCGAUGGCGAGCUUCCGGGCGAAGGGGACGAAGCGGAAGGACGGGGGAGAGAAGGGGAGCUCGCAGCCGGCGAAGAAGAUGAAGAUGUCUGCGUGAAUGUUGUGUAUUAUAGUCAGCUAUUAGCGUACAUAUAGUAAUUUGGGACUGGACAGUUACAGUAGUGCUCGGUGGUUUAGAGAUUGUCGAACGAUCGCAUUGUACUUAAGCACAGAGACGGAUGUAUGCCCGCGAACGAGGAAUGUGCAAAGAUAGUGUUAUACAUGGCCGCCUGG
Messenger RNA from Schizophyllum commune H4-8, 5976 nucleotides. RefSeq lists its product as uncharacterized. Gene Ontology annotation, biological process: transcription initiation at RNA polymerase II promoter. Gene Ontology annotation, cellular component: transcription factor TFIID complex. NCBI's taxonomy places the organism in Eukaryota, Fungi, Basidiomycota, Agaricomycetes, Agaricales, Schizophyllaceae. The record is from RefSeq and is a predicted model, not a curated record. The transcript is spliced from 17 exons. Gene Ontology annotation, molecular function: RNA polymerase II general transcription initiation factor activity; chromatin binding; transcription cis-regulatory region binding. The coding region runs from base 134 to 5800 and encodes 1888 amino acids.